AUGGCCUCUGAUGGGUCUCCAGUCAGAGAUGCUCGAGAGAAGCAGCAGCAGCAGAAGAAGAAGAAGAAAGCGGAGCGGAGCGGGACGGACAGAGCUGAUGUGGAGGAGACCGACGCUCAGCUGGAGAUCCAGAGACUGACCGCAGCUGGACAUGCAGCUCUGCAGAGCGGACACAAUAACGCAGCGCUGCAGAGCUUCAGGAGCGCGUUAAAGGCUGCCACUAAGCUCAGAGAGAAGAGACUGCAGCGGACGUGUGCGUUUAAUCUGGGCGCGGCGUACGUGGAGGCGGGCGAGCCUCAGAAGGGGCUGGAUGUCCUGUCGCGCACACAGCCGGGCGAGAGAGGCGAGCGGAUCGCAGACAUGCAGUUUAACCUGGCCACGGCCCACGAGGCUCUGGGGGACCGAACGCAGGCGGCGCGACACUAUCUGCAGGCCGCGCAGCUGUACCGCUCGCAGGGAGACGCCGGCGCCGAGGGAGACACGUGCGUCAGGCUCGCACACUGCCACCUGCUGAGACAGGAGUGGGACGAGGCUGCAGCGAGUUUCCAGCGAGCCGCCGAGAGUUAUAAAGUAACGGGAAACGUGUCUGCAGCUGCGCUGGCACUGAAGCAUGCUGGGAAACACAUGCUGCAGAGCGGCCGCAGCUCCAGCGAGGACAUCAUCAGCGUGCUGACCGACAGCCUGGAGAUGAGCGCGAACAUAAGCGAUGCGGAGACGCUGGGGAAGCUGCUGAGCGACGUGGCUCUGAGUUUCUCUCAGAUGAGGCUGUUCUCCGAGGCGGCGGAGUGUUACGAGCAGGCGCUUCCUCUGGUCUCCUCCAAACCUCGCAGACUGGCUGUGGUUCUGCAGAAUCUGGGCGCCGUCUAUAACGCUCUGGGUCAGUACCGGCAGUCCCUGAGAUUCCACCGAGACGCAGCGGCGCUCCACGGCUCUCUGGGCAGUCGUGGAGCUCAGGGUCGCUGCUUCAGUAAUCUGGGUUUUGCUCUGGUGGAGCUGGGAGAGCUGGAGGAGGCGUGGGAGAGUUACCUACACGCACAGCAGGCCUUCAGAGACGCUGACGACCCGUCGGGUCAGUGGCAGGCCUGUGAGGGUCUCGGUGGGAUCAGAAUACAGAUGAGGGACCCGGAUAAAGCUGCCAUGUACUAUAAAGAUGCCCUUCGACUGCUGUGCAAAUGCCAGGACGUGUCUGGUUCAGUGCAGGAGCGUCUGGUCAGUGAACUGAGUGAAGCGUUACAGCAGAAGCUGCUCCUACAGCAGGACGACGGCUGUGAGGACAGAUGUCCAGCAGUGGAGGAGAGAGAUGCCAAACGGAGAGAACGCACCCCGUAA
Molecule: messenger RNA, 1329 nt
Organism: Sinocyclocheilus grahami
Lineage: Eukaryota; Metazoa; Chordata; Actinopteri; Cypriniformes; Cyprinidae
Product: tetratricopeptide repeat protein 24
Exons: 8
Coding region: 1-1329 (442 amino acids)
Molecular function (GO): protein binding
Source: RefSeq, a predicted model, not a curated record